CAUCAUGGAUUCAUGAUAUUAAUAAUGGACCUCGGAUCAGCUGCAUUCAAAGACGAAUACUAUAGUUUCAUUUUCAAUCUGGCCCACACCUACCGUAUCUAAAUCAAUCUGAAACUCAUCAUCCAGAGAUUUAAAUAAAUAACCGUCGAUAGAGAUUAUGGAGUAGAUUUAGAAACAGAGGAGAGGAAAGCAGAGUGAGUGAGAGACUGAGAGAAUGGAAAACAGAGGAGAGAAAAACUCUGUUUAUCCUCUAAAUAGUUAUGAAGUUCAUCCAAGAACUAAACCAACUCGUGUUUUCAUGUUCAUUUAUCUAUGUGGAAUCAUAGCUCUAUUCUAUCAUCACUUAACUACUCUCAUAUUCCAUUCAAAUAAUUUACUGCCGUCAAUCUUACUCUUGAUUUCUGAUUUAGUUCUGUCUUUCAUGUGGAUUACAUCUCAAGCUUUUCGAUGGCGUCCGAUUCGUAGAAAAGUAUACCCGGAGAAUCUGUCAAAACUUGUAAAAGAAGAGGAUCUUCCCGCUUUGGAUGUAUUCAUCUGUACAGCCGAUCCAUACAAAGAACCUCCAAUGGAAGUUGUGAAUACGGCUUUAUCUGUAUUAUCAUUUGAUUAUCCUCCAAACAAGAUUUCCGUUUAUGUUUCUGAUGAUGGGGGAUCUCAAAUGACUCUUUUUGCGUUGAUGCAAGGAGCUAAGUUCGCCAAACACUGGUUGCCGUUUUGCAGGAAGCAUAAUCUCAGUAAGAGAUGCCCUAAAGUGGUUCUCAAACAGCAUGAUUCUGCUCAUCUUCAGCUUGAUUCUCAAGAGGAUUUCCAAAAAAUGAAGAGGUUAUACGAGGAAAUGAGAAGGAAGGUAGAUCAAGUUAUGGAGCAAGGAUACGUAGAUGAUGAUAUCGUUAAUGAGGAAGAGAGACAAGUUUUCCAUAAAUGGAGAGUAAAUGAAUUUACUCGCCAACAUCAUCCUACAGUCAUUCAGGUGCUCAUGGAAAGCUCUAAGGAUGUUGAUAUCUCCGGGAUAUCUCUACCCAAUUUAAUCUACCUCUCUCGGGAGAAAAGUAAACAUAUUCACCACAAUUUCAAGGCGGGUGCUCUGAAUGCAUUGAUACGUGUAUCAGCGGUUAUGAGUAGCGCACCAGUUGUUCUGAGCCUUGACUGUGACAUGUACUGUAAUAAUCAUCAAGCUCCGCGGUUGGCACUAUGCCAUCUGCUAGACCCUAAUGAAGGCUCAAAAACUGCUUUUGUUCAGUUUCCACAACGAUACAGAGGGAUUAAUCCAACUGAUAUCUAUAACAAUGAGGUUACGAGGCCGUUCAUAAUAAAUCCUGAAGGGUUAGAUGGGAUUGGUACUACGAAUUAUGUUGGCACCGGUCCUUUCAUCAAUCGAAAAGCAUUUUAUGGUGGCCCAACUCAACCAAAAGUAAACAUAUUCCCUGGAUUUAACAAGGACGAAAGUGGUUUGGAGAGAAAAACAAUAAGUUCAAAACUAAUUUUGGAAGCAGCUAAUAAAGUUGCAGAUUGCAACUAUGAACAAGGAACAAACUGGGGAAGAACUUUGGGUUUCAGAUACGGAUCCCUGGUUGAAGACUUUUUUACGGGUUAUCGCAUGCAAUGUGAAGGAUGGCGAUCAAUAUUUUGCAACCCGAAGACUCCAGCAUUUCUGGGAGAUUUCCCAAUCAGCUUAAAUGAUUCAUUAAUUCAAGUAAAACGAUGGUCAGUUGGAUUGAUUGAGGUUGGGUUCUCAAAGUAUUGCCCAUUCACAUUUGGUACAAGAAAUCGAUCCCUACUUAUGGGUAUGGCGUAUGGUUUUUAUGCAUUUUGGCCUAUAUGGGCUAUCCCUAUUUUCAUAUAUGGUCUUCUUCCGCAGCUUUGCCUUAUACACGACAUAUAUUUGUUUCCCAAGGUCUCUGAUCAAUGGUUUUAUCCAUAUGCAUACCUCUUUUCAGCAACAUACAUUCAAGAUUUUAUUGAGAGCUAUUACGUAUAUGGAAUAACUUUCAAAAAAUGGUGGAACGAACAAAGAAUGUGGUUGAUUCGGGGAGUGACGUGUUACAGUUUUUCAUUUAUAGAAUUCAUACUUAGCCGGAUUGGUAUCUCAACUCCAAACUUCAAUAUUACAAGCAAAGUAAUAGAUAAUGAACAACAAAAAAGAUAUGACCAAGAGAUAUUCGACUUUGGAGUAGAAUCGCCAUUUUUCGUGGCUUUAUCAACAUUUGCAUUGGUCAAUUUAGUCUCAUUUAGCUUUGGUAUUGCGAAGGUGAUAUUUAUGGAUGGAAAUUUGGAAGAAUUGUUCGUUCAAUUGUUUUUAAGUGGAUUUGUGUUGGUGAAUUGUUUGCCUAUUUAUGAAGCUAUGGUGUUGAGAAAAGAUGGAGGAAGAAUGCCUACAAAAGUAACUUUAAUAUCGCUUGUGAUUACAUUGCUUCUUUGUUACGGGGCCGGAUUUGCUAUGAAAUGACGGGUUUCGCGCUACUCUUGGAAUGAGAGUUUUGAAGUUCAUGAGAUGAUAUUUGUUAUUGAUUGGUGUUUAAAUAAUUUCUCACGAUAGAUUGACAAUGUGUUACAUGUUGGAUGCAAUAAUCGAAAGCAAUGAAAAAUCAAAUAAA
Messenger RNA from Papaver somniferum (opium poppy), 2594 nucleotides. RefSeq names its product cellulose synthase-like protein G2. Gene Ontology annotation, cellular component: trans-Golgi network; plasma membrane. Bases 215 to 2446 code for a protein of 743 amino acids. Gene Ontology annotation, molecular function: mannan synthase activity; cellulose synthase (UDP-forming) activity. NCBI's taxonomy places the organism in Eukaryota, Viridiplantae, Streptophyta, Magnoliopsida, Ranunculales, Papaveraceae. Gene Ontology annotation, biological process: plant-type primary cell wall biogenesis; cellulose biosynthetic process. The record is from RefSeq and is a predicted model, not a curated record. The transcript is spliced from 5 exons.